CCGAGGCUAACGCUAUGAAGGGGCGUGGCUAGCAGUGCCUGGGCUGCCGCGCAGCUGUCAGCGCCGGCGGCUUCUGCCUCUGGCCGGGAAGAUGACUGUGGGGAUGUCGGCCGGAGCGCCCGAAUGCGCCGAGUGGAGCCGUGAGAUAUUUCCCUGCAAAUCCUCCUCAGACACCGAGACAGAAGAUGAGCAGCCUAGAAAAGGACUGGUUUUGCCCAGAGCUGGCAAACUCCGUGAGUUCCUCAGCUCAGAGGAGGAAACAGAUUACACUUCUGACUCCACUGGUAGCUUUUAUAGGACCUUACAGGUUCAAAAGCAGAACGGCAGGUGGUAUCUGGAGUCUCCCUUUCAGUCUGACCCAGACAGUGAUCAGAAUAGCUCUGAAGAUGAGGAAGACUUGGAGAGUUUCUUCCAAGACAAGCGCAGGGGGAAACCACAGGUUCAGGAUCCUCCAUCUCUCAGGUUUGGCUCCAUGAGGCGCUGCAGCUCCAUGACCAGCCUUCCCUCUGACAAUCCCAAGGUACAGAUCCCACCAACCUCAAAAUCUGGGCCUCCCUUCAAGCACAGAAGUGUCUGCUUCUGCCCUUCCUCCAUCACUGUCCCUCAGCCCUUCCUCAUGACACUGCGUGAGGCUGAGAAAAAAGCCCAGUGGCUGGCCUCACCUGCCUCUUUUGAGCAAGAGCUGCUGCAGGCCCAGAAACAGGGCCAGGAGGAGGCAGAGUGCUUCCGGCAGUUCCGGGCCCAGCCUGUGCCUGCGCAUGUCUACCUCCCGCUCUACCAGGAGAUCGUGGAGCGCAAGGAGGCACAGAGGCGUGCAGGGAUCCAGAAGAGGAAGGAGCAGCUUCUAUCUUCCAUGAAGCCCUUCAGCUUCCUUGAAAACAAAGAUCAGCAAAAGGAAGCUGCUCCACAGACAGACUCGGCUGCAGUGGCUCAGGCCAAGGUCCCCCCAAAGAAGAACACUAGAAGGAUCCCCAAGGCUAUACUGGAACCAGCCCUUGGGGACAAACUCCAGGAAGCGGAACUCCUCAGGAAAAUUCGAAUCCAUAUUCGAGCCAUAAACAUGCUCCAGAUGGCUUCGUCCCCUAUCAGCACUUCCAGCAGCCGGGCUCCCCGCACCGCUACCCGUACCCGGGAGGAAAAGCUGAGCUUUCUCCAGACCGAGUUCGAAUUCCGGCCUCGGGUGAACCCUGUGGUCCCUGACUAUGAGGGCCUUUACCAGGCUUUCCAGAAAAGAGCUGCCAAGAGAAGGGAAACCCGGGAGACAACUCGAAACAAGCCCUUCCUACUCCGAACUGCCAACCUGUGUCAUACUCCACGGCCCUGUGAUGCCACUACUGCUGAAGAGGGGAGGAUGAAAACCCAGAAGUCCCCUCAGCCAGCAGCUACCCCGCUGCCAAGAAGGCAUUCUCUGAGUGCUGUAGCUUCCUUUUCUGCCAACACCCUCCCUGUGCACAUCACUGAUGCUACCAGGAAGAGGGAAUCUGCAGUCAGAAUGUCACUUGAAAAAAAGGACAAAUCAGACAGCAUUCAGUGGUUGGAAAUGCACAAAAAGAACCGUCAAGCCAUGUCUAAAUCUGUGAUCUUGCGGGCAAAGGCCAUGGAUCCCCAUAAAAGCCUGGAAGAGGUGUUCAAAGCGAAGCUUAAAGAGAACCGGAACAAUGACCGUAAAAGAACAAAGGAAUAUAAGAAAGAGUUGGAGGAAAUGAAGAGAAGAAUACAAACAAGGCCCUAUCUCUUCGAACAGGUUACCAAGGUGCUUGCCAGGAAAGAAGCAGAAGCACACUACCGGGACACCCUGAGGCAGGCCGGCCUAGAGGAAGAGUUCGUGAAAACCAAGAGUCAAGGCACACAGGCUGUGCAAAACAAGGAGAAAGGCAAAGUCAAGGAUUCGCCUAGGUAAAGAGCCUGCUAUCAGUCCAUAGCUCUAACUUGCCAUCCUCAAUGAUGCCACUAGAGAAGUUACUCAUAACAACUUGUCCACACACCCCUACUUGUGAGAUGACAAAACCGCUUGUCUGACAGACCUCCUUAUAGCUAACUCCCUGGCAUCACCUCUUUCAUAAUUGAAAUAAGGCAAAGAAGUAAAGUAUUAUUGUUUCCUGUUUAAGUCCAAGUAAUUCCUGUUUUUAUUUUUAGAAUUCCAUUUCUACCAAAUAAAAUAAUAAAAAUGUUA
Messenger RNA from Cricetulus griseus (Chinese hamster), 2173 nucleotides. NCBI's taxonomy places the organism in Eukaryota, Metazoa, Chordata, Mammalia, Rodentia, Cricetidae. The record is from RefSeq and is a predicted model, not a curated record.